Messenger RNA from Plasmodium inui San Antonio 1, 699 nucleotides. RefSeq lists its product as hypothetical. The transcript is spliced from 2 exons. Bases 1 to 699 code for a protein of 232 amino acids. Lineage: Eukaryota; Apicomplexa; Aconoidasida; Haemosporida; Plasmodiidae. The record is from RefSeq and is a predicted model, not a curated record.
AUGAAGAUUAGUUAUGGUGGAGCAAAUGUAAGAACUGCCUCUGGAAGGGGGGGAGCAGAAAAUAUAGCUAACGGUGAUGGGUAUGGCGACGUUGAAGGGUUAGCAGGAGAAUGUCCUCCAAGAAGGGUAAAGUAUGCUGCCUUUUUAAAACUUUUGAUGUUCUCCCUGUUCAUAGGGAUAGCACAGGGUUCACACGAAAGCACAAACCGUAGUGUCAUGAAAGGGACCCCCCUCCAGCGAGGACAAGCGACCGUGCACGAAUACGCAGACAGAUUAUUAGGAGAGCCGCCAAUGGAUUACGAAGAAGUGUAUGGGACAUUCAAAAAAGAAGUUUUGGAAAAAUUGGCAUGUGAUGAGGAACAAUGCCAGACAAUAAAAAGUUCUGUGAAGUCCUAUUUCGAUAGGAUAAAAUGGAAUAUGACAGAUCAACAGAAUGGAAAAGAAUCUGAGAUGGGAGAUGACAGAUCCAAUAAUGCCUUGGAUACGGGAAAUGAAGAAAGAAAGAGUUAUAAAUAUGCAGGAAUUUUCGGUUCGCUCAUAGAUUUAGUUUUAAAUUACAAUCUUACAUCUGUCACCAUCCUUAUCAUAGUUCUCGCAUACUUUAAGUCUGGAUACUUACCCGUCGCUAUGGGAGUAAUUAUACUACUAAAUAUAUUUUGGGAAUUGGAAAGCUUAAAUAAGAAAUUGAAAAUUUUGUAA